This is a messenger RNA of Mycena citricolor, 2449 nucleotides long. The record is from the annotation of a GenBank genome assembly. Lineage: Eukaryota; Fungi; Basidiomycota; Agaricomycetes; Agaricales; Mycenaceae.
GAAGCUUCGGCGCAUCACUACUGCCGAGUACAUUAUAUCCGAUCACCACAGCGACCCUUCACGCCGUCACCACCUUUUGCCUUCCUUCCUUCAUCCCUCUCCCUCUUUCUGCUCCGUCGUCGCUGUCCCACCUUGUCCCCGUCCCUCGCCCCCACUGCCCACACGCACCAGCACUCGAACUCCCUUUACCUGCAGCCAUGUCUGACCCAGGCGGCGCACACGGGCGCAACCCAUACCCCUUCUCGCCCACCCCCUCCGGCUCGAACGUGAACCUCCUCCCCACGAUGGGCGGCGGGGGUCCCGGCGGACCCCCGAGCCGACGCACAUCCAUGCGCUCGUUCGGCGGGGCCAGCAGCAUUGCCGGGACCGGGUCGUCGGACACGCACUCCAUAUCUGAGAAGUUCCACCUCGCGGCGGACCCGACGAUGUGGGACUCGGAUUUGACGCGUCCGGAACCGGACGACGCGCUGCACACGCCCGACCCUCGGCUCGACCGCGGGAAGAGCGGGACGAUAUUCACCGGGCGUGGAAUGGAAAACAUAGGGUGCUUGUUCAUCCUCGGUGCAGGAAUCGUCGCGCUUUUUCUAGGGUAUCCCGUGGCGCAGCAUUUCACGCAGAAGCAUACCACGAAUACGAUUUCGGCGAACGUGGUAAAUGGGACCGGGCAGGUCCCGAGCAUCGGGAACUUUGGGUUGAUUGAUUUGGAGACACCCAAGGAGUUACACAAGAUAUAUGGCUUCCACGACCCGACGCAGGAGCUUCAGCUCGUGUUCAGCGACGAGUUUAAUACCGACGGUCGGACCUUUUAUCCCGGUGACGAUCCCUUCUGGGAGGCCGGCGACAUGCACUACUGGUCGACGAAUGAUCUGGAGUGGUACGACCCCAAGGCGAUCACCACUCGUGGCGGGGCGCUGGAGAUCACGAUGACCGAGGCGCCCGACCCCAGCCAGAACCACAACCUGAACUACACCAGUGGGAUGAUGAGCACAUGGAACAAGUUCUGCUUCACCGGUGGCCUGAUCCUCGCCAAUGUGCAGCUGCCCGGCACGAACGACGUUUUCGGUUUAUGGCCCGCCGUUUGGACGCUCGGUAACCUCGGCCGGGCGGGCUACGGUGCGACGCUUGACGGCAUGUGGCCGUACUCGUACGACUCAUGCGACGUCGGGACACUCGCGAACCAGACCCACCCCGGCGGCGGCCCCGUCGCCGCUGCGGACACCGGGACGAACAACGGACAGCUUUCGAUUCUUCCCGGUAUGCGGCUCUCGCGCUGCACCUGCGCCGGCGAGUCGCAUCCCGGCCCGAUCCAUGCCGACGGUUCGUACGUGGGCCGCUCGGCGCCCGAGAUCGAUAUGUUCGAAGCGCAGAUUGGGGGCAGUUCGCCGAACAACUUUGGUGCUGUAUCGCAGAGUGCUCAGUGGGCUCCGUUCAACGCGUACUACGCGUGGUACAACACAUCGGACAACUUCCAGAUCCCCGAUCCUGCGAUCUCGCAGCUCAACUCGUAUGCCGGAGGAACCCUGCAGCAGGCCUCCUCCGUCGUAUCUCAGUCCAACCAGACCUGCUACCAGCUUGUCCAAGAUUGCUUCGCAUUGUAUGGUUUCCAGUACCAGCCCGGCUACGACAGUGGAUACGUCUCGUGGAUCGCAAACGGCAAGGUGUCGUGGUCGGUCAGUGGAGCUGGUUUCCAGGCGGAUACGCGUGUGGAGAUUGGCCCGCGGCCCGUCACCGAAGAGCCUCUCUAUAUCAUUGUCAAUCUUGCCAUCUCGCACUCCUUCUCGUGGAUCGACUUCGAGCGUCUGAUAUUCCCCGCGAUUAUGCGUGUCGACUAUAUUCGUGUCUAUCAGCCUGCCGACCAGAUCAACAUCGGGUGCGACCCACCUAACCGCCCGACGCAGGACUAUAUCAACACAUAUAUCGAGGCUUACACUAACCCGAAUCUGACGACCUGGACGACGGAUUACAAGCAGGUGCAGCCAAAGAACAACCUCACUGCUGCCUGCACGUGAUCUACUUACCCACAUAACCACCGCCGCCACCACCACCACCACCACCUUUACUGACUAGUCGUCGCAUCCUCGCGCACUUCGCUCUCUGCUUUCGGAUACAUACAUAUAUACCUAGAUACCUGCAUUACAUCUACCGGAGAAAUAGUUGGGGGUGUAUCCCGACGAUUCCAGUCCCCCUUUGGAGACGGACGCAUCGCAUCGUCGUUACUGCCAUUUGAUGUAUGAGGGUUCUCAACCAUUGUGCGCGUCUCGAGAUGAUGUCCUGGCCGGCAAGGGUCUAUGGUGCUAAAUUUCCAAUCGUUGGCGCUGCGGCUUCCAUCUCCCCCCUCAGCCUGAAACCUAGUCCCGAGACACCUAGUGAUUUUGGUGGUUUCUGGUGUGUAUUCCCAUCGGGGGCAUUCGAUUUACCGGUGUGCGCUCUGCAAGAGCCUGUAUUUGCU